AAAAUUUGACAAUUUUACUACCAUCGCUCCUAUGAAAUAAACGCCAUGGAUUGAUUUUCAGCAAAGCUUUGAGGGUUUUUGUUGGGUUUAUGUCAAACCUUCUUCUUCACCACACAAUACUCACAAUUCACAAACAAUGAAUCGACGUCGUUUCACUCUCUUCACUCUCCAACUCCUCACUCACACCAAUCCCCUACACACAAUCCCCACCUUAACUCCCCUACACCCUCACCUCCUCCGCCACCUCUCCUCCACCACCACCAACUUCCGCCGUCCACCACCCGAUCCAAACGACCCCUCCACCCUCCUCAAAGAAGACGGAUUCUCCCUCUGUUCCCAAAUGUGGAUCGACAAUUUCCGCCACCCUGACAAAAUCAUCACCAACCUCUCCUCCUAUCUCCGCCGCUUCGAACUCUGGCUCCUCGCUUACCAAAAAGUUACCACCGAUGAAACCGGUUCAUACACUCCUCGUAGUUCAAUUCAACGACCGCAACUCGAAGAUCUUCUCGCUCUUCGAAAUGCGGUUAUUGAUGGUAAUUUUAAAUGGGGUUCGCGUCUCAAAUUUCAUAUCAAAUCACCGAUUGAUAAAACUGAUUAUGAAUCGUUAUCGAAAAGGAAAAUUAAAAUGAUUUUGACAACUACUCAACCUACACCUUUUCAGGAUAAAAUUGUUCAGGAGGUUUUGUUGAUGAUUCUUGAACCUAUUUAUGAACCUAGGUUUUCAGAGAAAUCGUAUGCGUUUCGUCCUGGGAGGACGCCGCAUACGGUUUUGAGAGUUAUUAGAAGGAAUUUUGCUGGUUAUUUGUGGUAUUUGAAAGGUGAUUUGAGUACUUUGUUAGAUGGGGUUAAAGUAGGGUUAGUUAUUAAUGCUGUUAUGAGAGAUGUUAGGGAUAAGAUGGUUGUUGAUUUAUUGAAAUCCGCGUUGGUUACGCCGGUUGUGGUAAGUAAUGUUGAUGAUAGAGAGAAGAAGAAGACGAAAAGGAAGUAUCAGAAGAAGAGGGUUUUGAAUGAGGAUGAACCGAAGCCGGAUCCUUAUUGGUUGGAUACUUUUUUCGGUUUUGCGCCCGAGGAAGCUGAGAAGGUUCCGAAUUGGGGGCAUUGUGGAAUUUUGAGUCCACUUCUGGCGAAUAUUGUUUUGGAUGAGUUGGAUCGUUGGUUGGAAGGGAAAAUGAAGGAGAUUUAUGUUCCUUCUAAGAGUGAUGUUAUAUGGAAUUGUCCUGAAGGGGAAGCCGAGCAAGGAAACACUUCUUGGCCGGAGUUUGUGCCUACUAGUGGACCUGAUAAAACUAGGAAGAUGGAUUUUAUAAGAUAUGGUGGUCAUAUCUUGAUUGGUGUUCGGGGUCCUAGGGCAGACACGGCUACUUUGAGGAAACAGUUAAUUGAGUUUUGUGACCAGAAGUUAAUGGUCAAGCUUGAUAAUGAAUGCCUUCCUAUAGAACAUAUAACGAAAGGUAUAAUGUUUCUUGAUCAUGUGCUUUGUAGAAGAGUUGUUUAUCCAACUCUUAGGUACACUGCGACCGGUGGUAAGAUCAUUAGUGAAAAGGGUGUAGGAACACUUUUGUCGGUUACGGCGAGCUUAAAGCAAUGCAUUAGGCAAUUUAGAAAGUUGAGCUUUCUAAAGGGUGAUAGAGAUCCCGAUCCCCAACCUUGUUUUAGGAUGUUUCAUGCCACCCAAGCUCAUACCAAUGCUCAAAUGAACAAGUUUUUGGCAACCAUGGUUGAGUGGUAUAGGUUUGCAGACAAUAGGAAGAAGAUUGUGAACUUCUGUUCUUAUAUUAUAAGAGGUUCGCUUGCAAAGCUUUACGCUGCUAAAUACAAGCUUCGCUCGCGUGCAAAAGUGUAUAAGAUUGGUUCUCGAAAUCUGAGCCGUCCACUGAAGGAGAAGAAAGGGCAGUCUCCUGAGUACCAUAAUCUGCUUAGGAUGGGUCUUGCCGAAUCAAUCGACGGGCUCCAGUAUACAAGGAUGUCUCUCGUACCCGAGACGGAUUACACCCCGUUCCCUGGUAAUUGGAGGCCUGACCAUGAAAAGUCAUUGCUAGAAUACAUAAAACUAGAAGAUCCAAAGACUUUGGAGGAGCAACAGAGUUGCAUUAGAGAACAAGGUCUUGUUACACCUCAAGAUUACAUUUCAAUGCUUGUUUGGAAUUACAAAAGGAAUUCUCUUCCUAUGGAACAUCUUUCUUUAGCAAAGAGCGACGGAAGUGUUGUAGGGAAUCAGCAUUUGCUAGCUAGCUCAAACCAGGAUGAUGCAAGCAAAGAGGGAGAAAAUGAUGCAAGGAUGAAUGAAGCACAAAUGUAACAAAAGGGUUUGUAUGAUCUUUCACCUUCCCACCACGGGUGUGCCAGAGAAAGGACACAAUAUCCUCCAAAAACUGGAGUACUUUCGUGCAAGCAUCUCAUCUGAAUCGGGAAAAAAUGUAAGGACAAUCCUUGUGAACUAUGGCUAAUAUCAGAUGCAAAUGUUGGAAAAUAAUUCCACAUGAUGUUUAGGAGUCCCUAUAUUGGUCAGUCGACAGAAAGGAGUAUUCAGUUCUGUAUGAAAAGUCUAAUAAAGUUUGCUCCUUGUGGAUGCAUUCGAUAAGCAAGAAGGGAAUUUGAACAACUCAAGCAGGAUCUUCUCAAAUUUACUGUAACACUAUUGGUUGUUAUUUGUUCAUAUGUACUAGUCCCAUUUUUUAAUGAAUUGACUACUCCUCAACCCUUAGUUUUUGACUACUCUUAACAGUUAAAUAUACUUUUGUAUACUUUGUUUCUGUACUACGGGUUAGAAGCUUACAUUAGAUCUUGUUACUGAUUCCACCCAAAGGAAAUGAAGGAAAUAACUCAAUGAUAUUAUGCACAGUUUUUAUAUAUUGUUCAUUUCUG
Messenger RNA from Trifolium pratense (red clover), 2865 nucleotides. RefSeq names its product nuclear intron maturase 2, mitochondrial. The coding region runs from base 137 to 2299 and encodes 720 amino acids. Gene Ontology annotation, biological process: mRNA processing. The record is from RefSeq and is a predicted model, not a curated record. The transcript has 2 exons. Lineage: Eukaryota; Viridiplantae; Streptophyta; Magnoliopsida; Fabales; Fabaceae.